This is a messenger RNA of Astyanax mexicanus (Mexican tetra), 1987 nucleotides long. RefSeq names its product chemerin chemokine-like receptor 2 (gene cmklr2). NCBI's taxonomy places the organism in Eukaryota, Metazoa, Chordata, Actinopteri, Characiformes, Acestrorhamphidae. The record is from RefSeq and is a predicted model, not a curated record. The coding region runs from base 316 to 1380 and encodes 354 amino acids. Gene Ontology annotation, molecular function: G protein-coupled receptor activity; complement receptor activity. Gene Ontology annotation, biological process: complement receptor mediated signaling pathway; phospholipase C-activating G protein-coupled receptor signaling pathway; positive regulation of cytosolic calcium ion concentration. Gene Ontology annotation, cellular component: plasma membrane. The transcript is spliced from 3 exons.
AGUAAUUUAAGUUCAGCAGCAGCGAGCUGCAGCUCUGAGUCUGAGGACGUGUUUCUGAACACUGUGGAGGAGCAGCAGUCCGCUUGAACUGAACGUGGACGAGCAGCAGAGCAGCAGAGCGGCGGUAAGUCUAGUUGGCUCUGGGUGGAGCUGUUUUUGCAGAACAAAGAUAACUCCCAGGACGGACCUGCAUAGUUUCUGAAUCUUACACAGAGCUAUUUAAACUCAGGACUGAAUCAGAGUUGUGGAUCAGUGCUGAAGAUCCAAGCUACUAUCUACAUCAAGUUACUGCAUCAUUAAGAUCUUUGCUAUAUAAUGAUGGAGUUUCCUGAAUAUGAAAAUUACACCUAUGAGUAUCUGGAGUAUGGCGACUUUGAAGAAACUAAAGCAGAGGGUUAUAUCCAGAAAGAGGCUCUGCAUAUCGUUUCAGUGGUCAUCUACUCCCUAGCGUUUGUGCUUGGAGUCAUUGGAAAUGGCAUUGUGAUCUGGGUGACUGCAUUCAAAAGCAAGCGGACAAUCAACAGCGUGUGGCUGCAAAACCUGGCCAUAGCAGAUUUUGUAUUUGUUCUGUUCUUGCCUUUCUCCAUUGACUAUGUGCUGCGCAACUUUAACUGGAUCUUUGGAUGGAACAUGUGCAAGCUGAACUCUUUCGUGUGUACAGUGAACAUGUAUGCCAGUGUGCUGUUUGUCACUGUGCUCAGUUUGGACCGUUACAUUUCGCUGGUCCACCUCAGCUUUUGCCAGAGUUUCCGAUCUGUGAGGUGGGCCUGGGGAAUGUGUGCACUGAUCUGGAUUGUGUCCAUGCUUCUAAGCAGCCCAGCUUUAAUUUUCAGAGAAACUGUGCAAUACCAAAAUAAGGUGGUGUGUUUCAACAAUUUUCAUGAUGAGCAUGGACACACUGCUGUUGUGAGACACAUAGCUAUGGUGUUGCUUCGCACAACAGUUGGCUUCCUCCUACCAUUUGCCACCAUCUGCAUCACAGCCAUACUGCUGGCCAGAAGGAUGAAGCAGUCCAGCGGUGUGCAUAUUUCCAGCUUCUCCAGGACAGUGACCGCAGUUGUCUUGGCCUUCUUCCUCUGCUGGGCACCCUUUCACGUUUUCAGCCUCAUGGAGCUAGGCAUACAUUACUCACCCUACCUGCACCCCAUUCUGAUUGUGAGCUUUCCCCUGGCCACGAGCCUGGCCUUUUUUAACAGCUGCAUCAACCCCAUCCUCUACGUGCUGAUCAGUAAGAAUGUGUGGGGGAUACUCAAGAAAUCCUGCAUGAACAUUGCUAAACAGUCUCUGAGAGAGCUUAACCACAGCCUUUCUGCCACCGAGUCAGUAUCAAUCCCAGUCAUCUGCUCUCCUGAGGAGGUUCCUGCUUCAUCCACUGUCUGAAGCUGUGUAUGGCAUCAGUAUUCAAGCAAGCCAAACAGGGUGAAGUGCAUUCUUCUUUAGACUUAGACAUGCUUUAGAGGACCAAUGUUAUAGUAUAACAUAUGUAUUUCAUUUAACUUUAACUUAGCAAAGAGUGUAUAUUUUUAAAAUAUUGUCUUAAGUGCUCUGCGAAAGGUUUAAUAAGGUAGUUUUUUUACUACGAAUGCUGUCUUUGGAGCUGGUCACAGAGGCCUUGAAAGUACUGCAUGGUAGUCUGAUGACUAUAAAUUGCUCAGAGUGGAAAACCUGAGCAAGCAACAUUUGUCCCAACCACAGUGGGUGAAAGCAGAACGAAAGGGCUUCACAGCAAUGUAUGCCAAAAGCCAACGACAGACCUCAUUGUGGGAACAAGAAAUAUUUAUUCCAAAAAAGGAAAAUUGACUGUUGGGCAAUAAGUAGGUUCAUCAGACGGGCUUGUUUUAAUUGGCAAGUGUGUUCUUUUUAUAUGUAAAUAUAACAUUACAACUUUAUAAGUUAAUAUGUUUUAAGUAUUUGAUUUGUAAUAAAAUAGACAUUUCUGUACCUAGAAGAAUGUUUAUUAAAAUAAAGUUUUUUUUAUCAAUAUUGA